Actinia tenebrosa (Australian red waratah sea anemone) is the source of this 1740-nucleotide messenger RNA. RefSeq names its product low choriolytic enzyme. Gene Ontology annotation, molecular function: zinc ion binding; metalloendopeptidase activity. Gene Ontology annotation, biological process: proteolysis. The record is from RefSeq and is a predicted model, not a curated record. Lineage: Eukaryota; Metazoa; Cnidaria; Anthozoa; Actiniaria; Actiniidae.
GGAUUUAUCGUCGGCAUUAUAUACGUUUUUCAAACCAUCAUGGUUGACUGGGGACUCGAGAUWUUUUAUGCGCCGUGAUGCUCUCACGUCGCUAAACCUUAUCUCCUUGAAGAGAAAUCUCGACAUCUUGAAUAAGUGUUCUUUUAUGCGUAAUAGAAUACUUGAAGCGAUACUUCCACUGCUUUUGAAAUCUGAGACCACAAGUUUGACGUCAUAGCCGGCACUAAUGAUGUGCUUCGCGGGUUCUCAGUGACAGGGGUCGAACAGGAAUAUAAAUGUAAAUGAAAGCCGUGUUACGGUUUAUAAAGUACUGACCUUCACGCUUAGUUCAGAUUUCUCUGGCCAGCUAAAGCUGCCACGCUGAAAACAGCUCGCAAUCCAUCAUUCAGGAGAAUGGAAAAACUUAUUGUGUUAGCAUAUGUUUUAAUUGCCUCGUUGUCUGGGUUCAUUGCUGCAUCGCUAGCAACRUCCCAUCAUCACAAACAAGAACUGAUCGAAGGAGACAUUCUCCUAACACGACCCGUCAAGAAGCUGAUUUCACUGAAGCAUCGCACAAGACGAGAAGUAACGACACAACUGAUUAGGCGAUGGAGCAACAGUGUUGUGCCGUAUACUAUAGACCCUAAAUUAGGUAAAGAUGCUCGAAGAGCUAUACGAAAAGCCAUUAGAGAGUUCCACAAACACACAUGCGUUGAGUUUAUCCCCAAGACAAACCAGAAGGACUACAUUUAUUUCAAACGUGACUAUGGAUGCUAUUCUCCCAUUGGUCGGCAGGGAGGACGACAAAAAUUAGCCGUAGGGGAGGGUUGCGAGUACAAGGGGACCAUUAUGCACGAAUUGAUGCACGCACUUGGAUUCUUCCACGAACAUUCCCGCUUUGAUAGGGACAAGUACGUCAAGAUUCUUUGGUGGAACAUUGAACCAAAUUUUGUUAAGAAUUUUGAAAGUUAUAGUCAUGGUGAUGUAGAUACACUGGACACCCCUUACGACUACAACAGCUUAAUGCACUAUGAUAAUCUUGCCUUCAGCAAGAACAGACAGAAUACCAUCGAAGCAUUGGAUGACUCCUCUAAACAACUUGGCCAAUUAGACAGCUUUAGUGCGACAGAUAUCAAGCAGUUACUCAAAAUCUAUAAGUGUCGAAGUAUUGACAAAGAUCCUUUACCAGCACAGCCAAUGAGGAGUAAGACAAGCGAGAAGGAUGAAAGUCAAGAAAAUCAGAAAACUUCUGAAACAAAGCGGCAUUUAGCCAAUUGUAAAGACCUCUUUCCUUCCACUUGUAAAGUUUUCGCUUCUUACAAAGGAUAUUGUAAAUACUGGAAGUCGUUUAUGGAGAAACAAUGUCCAUUAUCAUGUGGAAUGUGUAAAAAAGAAAUGAAGAGAUUUAGUAUAUGGAACCCAGAGAACUACAAGCCACGACAAAACGGACGACGCAACGACUGAUCUUUGAGAAGAAUGACUAGAAAAUAUUGAUUUCGCUGUAAAAAUAUUCGUUCGCAAUUUAUUUUACUAUUUUACAAAUUCCAAAAUUUAGCAAUAAUUUUUAAUGACCUUUUAAGAUUAAAUAGACCAUUACCUUUUUAAAAGUGGAAAAUUUUACUGUAAAUAUUUGCAGUGGUGUUUCCCAUCUGUAAAAGAUAUAUUUAUGAAACCAAAGCCAGGAUAUAGACUGCUUAUUUUUGUACAUGUAUUUAUAGUUCUCUUUUGUAUAUAAAUCAAAUAAAAAACUUAUGCUUCAAA